Molecule: messenger RNA, 1625 nt
Organism: Jatropha curcas
Lineage: Eukaryota; Viridiplantae; Streptophyta; Magnoliopsida; Malpighiales; Euphorbiaceae
Gene: NF-YC2
Product: nuclear factor Y, subunit C2
Biological process (GO): regulation of transcription by RNA polymerase II
Cellular component (GO): nucleus
Molecular function (GO): DNA-binding transcription factor activity, RNA polymerase II-specific; RNA polymerase II cis-regulatory region sequence-specific DNA binding; protein heterodimerization activity
Source: RefSeq, a predicted model, not a curated record
CGCCUGAUCUGAAAAACCUCUCAGCUGAAUACUUCCACCUGUUUGUGACAACUAAACAUAACAAAGGAGAUGAGUGUGCCUUUUGUCACGUGCCAUCAUGGUCACCCCCUUCCCCCUUCUCAUCGCACGCGCUGUCCAACUGUUCAACCAGACAAAACUUAACUCCUCUAGAUUUCCCAAAACACCCUCACUCGAUUCUUUCUUAUUACCGAAACAACCACUUCCCUUGCGCCUGUCCUUUUCCUCCAACGUCACAGCGGUUUACGUGAGCACCUUUCACUAAUGCGAUUUCCAGUAAUUUUCGUUCACGUGUAGCCUCAAAAGUUCCAUUAAGAGUCAGAACUUUUACUGCUCGACACGUGUCAGGAAACAUAUACCCCAGAAGUGUCUCUCUCCGUCCAAUUUCAAAGAGUAUACAUUCAAAAGCUCCUGUAUCCCUCCCUUUUAACCUUCACUAUCUCCCUCUGGAAAUUUUCUUAUUUCUCUCUCUUAGGGUUUCUGCUACUUGAUAGCUCCUCUGGUUAGAUUCAGCUGCAAAUCAAUGGUCCGAUGAGAGAAUAGUUAGAAAGCAAGCACAGGAAACCUUUAGAAUAAAUCAUGGACCAGUCAGAGCAAACACAACAGCAACAGCAACAACAGCAGUCACAGCAACUGCCUGUAAUGGGAGUAGUAGCUGGUGCUGCUCAAAUGGCCUAUACUACUACUCCUUACCAAACUGCUGGAAUGAUGGCUUCUGGGACACCUGCCAUGGCAGUUCCUUCUUCAACUCAGGCCCCAUCCACAUACUCUAAUUCUCCUCACCAGCUCACCUACCAACAGGCUCAGCACUUCCACCAUCAACAGCAGCAACAGCAGCAGCAGCAGCUUCAAAUGUUCUGGGCCAACCAAAUGCAAGAAGUUGAGCAAACAACUGACUUCAAGAAUCACAGUCUCCCACUUGCUCGGAUCAAAAAAAUAAUGAAAGCUGAUGAAGACGUCCGAAUGAUUUCAGCUGAGGCUCCUGUUAUAUUUGCUAAGGCAUGUGAAAUGUUCGUCUUGGAACUGACUCUGCGCUCUUGGAUUCACACUGAGGAGAACAAAAGGAGGACGCUACAAAAGAAUGAUAUUGCAGCUGCUAUUUCAAGGACUGAUGUUUUUGAUUUCUUGGUUGAUAUCAUUCCUAGAGACGAGUUGAAAGAAGAGGGAUUAGGGGUCACAAAGGCUACUAUUCCUAUGGUUGGUUCCCCUGCUGAUAUGCCGUAUUACUAUGUCCCGCCACAGCAUCCUGUGGGACCUCCAGGGAUGAUUAUGGGAAAGCCAGUUGAUCAAGCAGCAGUAUAUGGAGCCCAGCAGCCUCGACCACCAGUGGCAUUCAUGCCGUGGCCACAGAAUCAACCACAACAGCAACAGCCUCAGCAGCAACAAAGUGAUAAUUGAAGAAGGGACUGGUGAUUGUUAGUAUUUUGUAUCUGUAGUCAAGGGGUUAGCUUAGCGGGAAUUGGUUUUUUAUAAUGCGAAAACCAAGUUUUUUAUGUGUAGUCAAAUGUGAGGUAGCUGGAUAAUGUAUGGGUUUGUGUUCUCUCUUAUUUCUAAGAGCCUGAUACCCUUUCUUCCAAGAAUUUGCCAAUUUAACCCUUUUUAAUCCA